CUCGUCCACCUCCGCCUCGUCGCACCUCCCUCAGAUCGACCCCAACAACCAUGUGGUCAUGAUUGACAACUGUACCAGCUUCACGUGGAACCUCUACCAGUACCUGUGCCUCAUGGGCGCCAACAUGACCGUCAUCCGAUCCGAGGCCCUCACCGUCGACGAGCUCGAGGCCAAGUACCCCGACAUGACCCACCUCAUCAUCUCGCCCGGCCCCGGCCACCCGCUCAGCGACUCGGGCAUCUCGGUCCCGGCCAUCUCGCGCUACGAGGGCAAGAUCCCCAUCCUCGGCGUCUGCAUGGGCCUCCAGUGCAUCACGGUCAAGUACGGCGGCGACGUCGACCAAGCGGGCGAGUACGUCCACGGCAAGACGUCGUCGAUCCUGCACGACGGCAAAGGCCUCUUCAAGGGCCUCGCCCAGGGCAUCGCCGGCACCCGGUACCACUCGCUCGCGGCCCGCAUCAACUCGCUCCCCGACUGCCUCGAGACGACGAGCCGCACCGAGGGCGGCAUCAUCAUGGGCCUUCGCCACAAGGAGUUCGCCAUCGAGUCGGUCCAGUACCACCCCGAGUCGAUCCUGAGCGAGGAGGGCAAGCUCAUGUUCGCCAACUUCCUGUCGUGGAAGGGCGGCAAGUGGGCCGACCUCGACGGCGCCCUCGAGCCGACCUCGUCCUUCUCGGCCGUCAAGCCCGUCAACAACGGCGCCGCCACCGCCGAGGCGGGCGCGGUCCCGACCAUCCUCCAGAAGAUCGAGCAGCAGCGCAUCCUCGACGUCGCCAAGUCCAAGGCGACGCCGGGCUACAAGCCCGCCGACCUCGAGUCGCUCAUCGCGCUCCACGUCCCGCCGCCCCUCAUCUCGUUCCACCAGCGCCUCCAGGCGUCGGCCGCGUCGACGUCUCCGACGACGCGCAGCGACGAGCCUCACAUGGCGCUCCUCGCCGAGGUCAAGCGCGCGUCGCCGUCAAAGGGCGACAUCGUCGACUCGUCGUCGCCCUCGGCGCCCGCCAUCGCCCUGUCGUACGCGCUCGCCGGCGCGUCCGUCAUCUCGGUCCUCACCGAGCCCAAGUGGUUCAAGGGCUCGCUCGACGACAUGCGCGCCGUGCGCGCCGCCGUCGACGCGCUCCCGAACCGGCCCGCCGUCCUGCGCAAGGACUUUAUCCUCGACCGGUACCAGAUCGACGAGGCGCGCGUGUACGGCGCCGACACGGUCCUCCUCAUCGUCGCCAUGCUCGACGACGCCCAGCUCGGCGACCUGUACCGCCACGCCGUGCACCGCGGCAUGGAGCCGCUCGUCGAGGUCAACAACGCCGACGAGCUCGAGCGCGCCCUCGCCGUCGGCGCAAAGGUCAUCGGCGUCAACAACCGCAACCUGCACGACUUCAACGUCGACAUGCAGACGACGAGCCGCAUCGCCGACGUCAUCCGCGACAAGUACCCGCCCGAGCGCGCGCGCGAGAUCAUCCUCAUCGCCCUGAGCGGCAUCACGGGCCGCAAGGACGUCGAGAUGUACAAGCAGCAGGGCGUCAGCGCCGUCCUCGUCGGCGAGAGCCUCAUGCGCGCAAAGGACAAGGGCGCGUUCGUCCGCGAGCUCCUCGGCGUCGGCGCAUCGGCCUCGUCGUCGUCCACCUCGUCGUCCAGCCUCGUCAACGGCGCAGCGGCGGCCGUCCAGUCGGCAGCAUCAGCCGUCGUCGGCGCCGUCACGGGCUCGUCGUCGUCGCCGGCGCCCUCGUCGUCGUCGAGCUUCAAGCCGACCGCCCCGCUCGUCAAGAUCUGCGGGCUCAAGACGCCCGAGGCCGCGCUCGUCGCCGCCGACGCAGGCGCCGACCUCCUCGGCCUGAUCCUCGUCCCUGGAUCGAAGCGCAACGUGCCUCUCGAGCAGGCCAAGGCGAUCAUCGCCGCGGUCCGAGCGCGCCCGUCCUCCUCAUCGAGCACCGCCACGCCGCCGCAGCUCGACGAGUCGACCUGGUUCUCGCUCCAGUCGUCGCGCAUCGCGUCGCACCCGCGCAAGCCCCUGUUCGUCGGCGUCUUCCAGAACGCCCCCUUGUCGACCGUCCUGCACGCCGUCGACACCCUCGGCCUCGACCUCGUCCAGCUGCACGGCUCCGAGCCCGCCCACUGGGCGCGCCUCUUGCCCGUGCCCGUCAUCCGCGCGUUCCACGUCGCGCCUGGCCCCGAGACGGCCGAGCAGCAGCGCGAGCUGAGCGAGGCGAGCCGGCCAGGCCUGCACGCCUUGCCGCUCCUCGACACGGCCGUGUCGCCGCUCCCGGGCGCACUGAGCGGCGGCGCCGGGCGCACGUUCGACUGGAGCGUCGCGAGGCGACUCGUCGAGUCGGGCCAGGGCGGCGAGCCGGGCCAGGCGGGCCACAGGCUCCCCGUCAUGCUCGCUGGCGGGCUCGACGCCGGCAACGUGCAGGACGGCGUGCGCACCGUGCGGCCGUUCGCGGUCGACGUCAGCGGCGGCGUCGAGACGGCGGGCGAGAAGGACCUUGACAAGGUGAGGGAGUUUGUGAGGCUCGCAAAGGAGGCGUAGAGCGAGUUCUCGAGGGGGAGGAGGCCUGAGCGCAGGGCGCGCACAAUGCAACUCGUCGUCUAUCUCGCUCUUCUCUC
Messenger RNA from Rhodotorula graminis WP1, 2604 nucleotides. RefSeq lists its product as uncharacterized. Gene Ontology annotation, biological process: L-tryptophan biosynthetic process. Bases 59 to 2527 code for a protein of 822 amino acids. Gene Ontology annotation, molecular function: indole-3-glycerol-phosphate synthase activity; phosphoribosylanthranilate isomerase activity. The record is from RefSeq and is a predicted model, not a curated record. The transcript is spliced from 3 exons. Lineage: Eukaryota; Fungi; Basidiomycota; Microbotryomycetes; Sporidiobolales; Sporidiobolaceae.